AUGAAGUCUCGUUUCUGUAGAAUUCAAGCGAAGACCAGGGAGCUCCGAGAGCGACAGGCCCGAGAGCGAGACUACGCUGAGAUCCAGGACAUCAACCGAACCUUCAGCUCGGACGAGGAGCACACCUACGCCGGGAUCGGCUCUCUGGACUCGUCCCUGGACAGCAGCAUGGACCUGAGCCAUAACCCCGGCCCAGAGCGGCCCCAGAGCCCCCGAGACCAGGCCCUGCCUUUAGAGGCUCUGUACGCACAGGUCAACAAGCCCCGCAACGGACGCCCGCCGUCGGCAGACAGCAACCGGCUGGCACCCAGCAACCAUGACCGGAUACAGCGACUACGACAAGAGUUCCAGCAAGCCAAGCAGGAGGAGGAACCAGAUGACCGUCGUCGAUCCUACAGCUUUCAACAACAACAGAGGGUGAGCAUGCAAGACUACUGGAUAAACCUCAGCUUAACAUGUGCACCCUUAUCCUGACCCUUAAAGCUUCCCA
Molecule: messenger RNA, 490 nt
Organism: Puntigrus tetrazona (Sumatra barb)
Lineage: Eukaryota; Metazoa; Chordata; Actinopteri; Cypriniformes; Cyprinidae
Product: partitioning defective 3 homolog
Exons: 2
Coding region: 1-474 (157 amino acids)
Biological process (GO): establishment of centrosome localization; microtubule cytoskeleton organization; cell adhesion
Cellular component (GO): adherens junction; apical junction complex; apical plasma membrane
Molecular function (GO): phosphatidylinositol binding
Source: RefSeq, a predicted model, not a curated record